Molecule: messenger RNA, 1879 nt
Organism: Zootermopsis nevadensis
Lineage: Eukaryota; Metazoa; Arthropoda; Insecta; Blattodea; Termopsidae
Molecular function (GO): zinc ion binding; nucleic acid binding
Source: RefSeq, a predicted model, not a curated record
AACAUCCAUAUGAGUUCUAGUGUGUGCUACAGGUGCAAUCGCACUGGUCACUUUGCUAGAGAAUGUCCAGAAGGAGGAUCUGGUGGUGGUGGUGGUGGUGGAGGAGGAUAUGAACGCCGUGGAGGCCAACAGAAAUGUUACAAAUGUAACCGCUUUGGUCACUUUGCACGUGAGUGUAAGGAGGAUCAAGAUAGGUGUUACCGCUGCAAUGAAGCUGGACACAUUGCCCGGGAUUGUCAGCAAAGCCCCAGUGAUCCAUCAUGCUACAAUUGCAACAAAACCGGCCAUAUUGCCCGAGAUUGCCCAGAACCCGCAACAUCAGGCCCAUCCUGCUACAGUUGCAACAAGCCUGGGCAUAUCGCUCGUGACUGCCCCAAUUCAGCCAGUAAGGCAUGCUACAGGUGUGGCAAGGCUGGCCACAUAAGUCGCGAAUGCGAUCAGGAUGAUAAUUAGAGAACUUUGUUGUAUAAAAGCUGUUGUUUGGGGGUACUCUUUUUUUCUUUUGCCAUAUAAGCUUAUUUUUCUCAGUAAGGAUUUACAUAGGUACCUAAAAUAUGUAAUUCAACCAUUGGCUUACAGCAAUAAAUUGUUUAUCAUCCAGAAUGAAAAUAUUUUGUUUGUUACAGAAGUCCUUUCAGGAAUGUACUGUGAUGAACCCAUUUCCACACCUACAUUUAUUGACAUGAGAAUAGAAUUUGCAUAGGUUCUGACUGGGGAUAAUGAUACAGUUCUUGUGUUUGCAGUAAAGAAAAUGUUUACUUUGGUUGUGAAAUUUUUUAUGAUUCAUGAAAUAACCACAAAAUUGUGUUUUAUCAACAGAUAAUUCUGACAAGAAAAUUCAUCAGAAAUGAGGUAAAGUUUAACUGCAGGUCUGCGCACUGUGAGCUUUGCCGGUAACAGUAUUGAAUAUGCUGUUGCCAGGAAAGAAUUCUGUGUAUAUGUCUGCUGCUGUUUAUAUCAGCUUCUGUUGAGGUUAAGUGUGGCUGAAUACCUUGGACAAUUUCCACCAUAUCUUGAUAUUAUGGAAGCUGUUGUGAACAAUCUCAAUCUGAUGUUCCUAGUAGAAUCAGAUGAUAAGUUAUAAAUAAUUAUUAGUAUUAUUUAAUACUUGAUAGUUGUGUUAAGGUUACCAAGGGGUGUCCUUAAAUCUGGAUACAUUCUUUACUAUAUAAAUGUUGAAGGAAAGUAUGUCGUGGGAUGUAGCUCUUAUAUUCUUAUUGUAAAAUUUGUAACUAGGAUAUUUUACAAAUGUUUGACUUUUUGAAGUUAUAGUCUCUUCUAGAUUUGAAGGGCAUUGAAGUGCACAUUUUACUGGGAUUUUAUAAUGAUCACAGUUAUGUUUUGAUUUUCACUGUAUCUGAAAGUUUGGUUAUAGUUUCAUGAUGUAGGUACUCGUGUUCAUGUUCUGUAUGUAACCAAUUGUGCCCUGAUUCUUGGUUUGACAUGUGGGUACACUUUUCCUUUAUGAAUAAGAUUUGGCCCUGUGGUGGUUUAAGUAUGAAUGCCAGCAGUGAGGCAUGUUGUCUGAAGAAUGGUGGAAGGAAUUAUAAACCUUGAAGCAUUGUUUUCUUGUUUAUUAAAGCUUCAAGUAUUAAUAUAACAAUUGCUUUGCCAUUCUUUUAUAAUAAGAUGGCUUGUUUCAUGAAUAUGUUUUGCGGCAUGAAGCCCGAAUACUGAGUGAUAAUUAAAAUAUAUUUUUAUUUUGUUGAUGUUGGUCCUCUGGGCUGUAAUGCCAUGUGGACUUAUAGGAAGAUUUCAGCACUUUGGAGGAACAGACUUGCUCCACCUUCAGUUAUGGAAAUGGGGGUAGCAUGUUUCACCAAAACAAUAUCUACCUACAAGUCCACAUGUUAUCACAAUCCAAAGACCAACAUCACCA